Molecule: messenger RNA, 1703 nt
Organism: Salvia splendens (bonfire salvia)
Lineage: Eukaryota; Viridiplantae; Streptophyta; Magnoliopsida; Lamiales; Lamiaceae
Product: tubulin beta chain
Exons: 3
Coding region: 182-1534 (450 amino acids)
Biological process (GO): microtubule-based process
Cellular component (GO): microtubule
Molecular function (GO): GTPase activity; GTP binding; structural constituent of cytoskeleton
Source: RefSeq, a predicted model, not a curated record
UCACGCCUUUCCCGCACAACUGCUCGCACCACGAUUUUGAUUCACUGGAGAGAAAAUCUCGGCAGUCUCUCUCUCUCUCUUCAAAUAUCUCCCUCCCAUUUCUCUCCACCUCCUGCCAUUGACAACUGCUUCGCCAGAGAGAGAGUGAUAGAGGAAAAUCACACACAUAGAAACACACACUAUGAGAGAAAUCCUGCAUAUCCAGGGAGGCCAAUGCGGAAACCAGAUCGGCUCCAAAUUCUGGGAGGUGAUCUGCGACGAGCACGGCGUCGAUCCUACCGGCAGGUACAAGGGCGACGGCUCCGAAUCCGACACUCAGUUGGAGCGGAUCAAUGUCUAUUUCAAUGAGGCUUCCGGCGGGAGGUACGUUCCACGCGCCGUCCUCAUGGAUCUGGAGCCUGGCACCAUGGAUUCCAUCAGAUCCGGCCCCUACGGCCAGAUCUUCCGCCCCGACAAUUUUGUCUUCGGCCAGUCCGGAGCCGGAAACAAUUGGGCGAAGGGGCAUUACACUGAGGGCGCUGAGCUCAUCGACUCCGUCCUCGAUGUUGUUAGGAAGGAAGCCGAGAACUGCGACUGCUUGCAAGGAUUUCAGGUUUGUCACUCACUUGGAGGAGGCACAGGCUCUGGCAUGGGUACUCUCUUGAUUUCAAAGAUCAGAGAGGAGUAUCCUGACAGAAUGAUGCUUACGUUCUCUGUUUUCCCUUCACCAAAGGUCUCUGACACUGUUGUUGAGCCGUAUAAUGCUACUCUCUCAGUGCACCAGUUAGUGGAGAAUGCAGAUGAAUGCAUGGUCCUUGAUAACGAGGCUCUCUAUGAUAUCUGUUUCAGGACUUUGAAGCUCAGCACACCAAGCUUUGGUGAUUUGAACCAUUUGAUCUCUGCAACUAUGAGUGGUGUGACAUGUUGUUUGAGAUUCCCUGGUCAGCUGAACUCUGAUCUCAGGAAACUGGCAGUGAAUUUGAUUCCAUUCCCACGUCUCCACUUCUUCAUGGUUGGCUUUGCUCCACUCACCUCCCGUGGAUCACAGCAUUACAUAUCUCUAACCGUCCCUGAGCUAACGCAACAAAUGUGGGACUCAAAGAAUAUGAUGUGUGCUGCUGAUCCCCGCCACGGGCGCUACCUAACAGCCUCUGCCAUGUUCCGGGGUAAAAUGAGCACCAAAGAGGUGGAUGAACAGAUGCUCAAUGUUCAGAACAAGAACUCAUCAUACUUUGUUGAGUGGAUCCCAAACAAUGUCAAGUCCAGCGUGUGUGACAUUCCACCCACAGGACUGAAGAUGUCGUCCACAUUCGUUGGUAACUCAACAUCAAUCCAGGAGAUGUUCCGCAGGGUGAGCGAGCAGUUCACUGCCAUGUUUAGGCGCAAGGCUUUCUUGCAUUGGUACACCGGGGAAGGGAUGGACGAGAUGGAGUUCACUGAAGCAGAGAGUAACAUGAACGACCUGGUGGCUGAGUACCAGCAAUAUCAAGAUGCGACUGCUGACGAAGAAGAAGACUAUGAAGAAGACGGUGCUGAAGCGGAGUACGAGGACUAAAAGAGGGAAAUACUUUGCUGCUUUUGUGUGUUGAUUGCAUCGUGUAUUAUCUUCAUCCUACAUUUUUUCUUGCUUUGAACUUAGCAUCUUCUUACUGCUGGCUUUUGUUUGUUCGUAUUAAAACAUUAACGUGCAUUUCUUUGGUAUCCAAAAUCAUUGUUUUGUUUCA